CCACGGCGGCCAGCCCAGGCCGGCCCAGGCUGCCAGCGUUGCGUGCCACUGGCAUGCGGCCUGGCAUCCCGCUCAGCAGGCGGCUGGCCGUGUCCUGCGCCUGCCAAACGGACAUCCCAGCGGAGCCCUCGCCGCCGGCGUACGCAGGCGCGGCGGUGGAGCCGCUGGCCCGGGUGACAGCGGCCACUGCCGCGAACCUGGCGGACCUGCAGCGGCAGCAGGCGGCGCUGCUGGUGCAGGUGUCGGCGCUGCGCUGCCAGGCGGCGGAGGCGGACGCGCUGUCGGCCGGCCGCAGCCACCACGUCGCAGAGCUGCAGCUGCGGGAGCAGCAGCUGACCGCCGCAGUGGAGGCCCUGCGCCGCCAGGCGCAGGCGGCUGUGGCAGACAUGCAGCACAGCGUGCAUGCAUGCCAGGCGGCCGGCGAGGAGGCGCUGGUGUCGCUGGAGGCGGAUAUCAGGCAGCUGCGGGAGGCGCGCGCGGGCAUGGUGACAGAGCUGGCGCAGACGCAGGCCCUGCUGGCCGGCACUGUGCGGGCGCUACGGCUGGGCCGGGCGUCGCUGCAGGCACGCAAGGCAGUGGAUAGCGCGCUUGCGGGGCUAGUGGCCUCAGCGGCGAUUGACAAUGGCGUCAGCGGGCCUCAGGCGGUGCACCACGUGCGUGCGGUCAACUGCAUGUCGGAGCUGUGCGGCCGCGCGGAGGCGAUGUCGGCGGCGCUGCUGCCGGUGGUCGCCCAGCUGUCAGCGCCCGUAGCGGCUGCUCAGCCGCGGACGGCUGCUGGCAAUGACGCUCCCAACAGCACUGCCGCGCCUGCCGUUGCCGCCACAAAUGCAGCAAUGGCAGCGGCUGCUGGGGCAGUAGCAGUGGAUGCAGCAACAGCGGCUGUAGCAGUGGCGCAGCUGCAGGCUGAGCUGAGGCGGGUGAAGAGCCAGCUGCAUGAGCGUGCUCGCAAGUACGCGGGCGUACUCAAGGCGGUCGUGGCCGGCAAGCAGCUGCCAGGUCGGUGUGGGUGCAUAAGAAGGCCCACGUGGAAGGCGACAGCGUAAGCAAGGUUCGAUCCGCACAACUCUUUGACUUUCAUAGACGGUAGCGCAUGCCUUUGCAUGCGUACCAACUGGCCACUACUACCGGUGCUGCAGCUGCAACGCCUAGCACCACCGUCUCUGCCACCACUGCUGAUUUGAGUCGGCUGAUGCCAGCUCAGCCGCUGCCGUGAAACUUUGGAUGGCCGUUGCCAUCACAGGCAACUCCACGUCAGGCGCUCGCAUCUGGGCCAGCAGCAGCAGUGGUGUGCGAUGGAACAGGGUUACGGCAGGUUGACGAAGUCCCGUAGGGUGCAGCUGACAAAGGGUGUGUGUGUUAGAAAGCUCAGGUUCUUACCCCAUGCUCAAUAUUACAGGGCUUUAGGAGAGCAUCAUGGAUGCCCUUGUAGUUUCUUAAGGGGGUGUCUGGUGAGGAAGUUCUGGGCCGCCAAAGUUGGGGGGUCGGUCGUCGUCCCUAGGGGGGUCCGUCGGGUUUCAGGAGCCCAUCCUGGCGGAUUUCAGGAAGCGGCCUUCAAGCAGCACUAGGGGCCAAACACAGCACUACCAGGCUCAUAUGUGCACGUUAAGCCGUAAUAAGCACAAACAAAGUGUGGGAAGGUUAAGUUGCUCGACCAGGCGUGGACAUGCCGGCACACAUCCCCACAGUCAACACUGGCUGGGCUCUCUAGCGCUGGUGCGCAUGAAUUUACAUCUAACAAGGCUGCCGAUGCACACUGUCCAAUCGUCACACGGCAGAGAGUUGAGCGCGGGGUGGGCUGGGUCGAGGGGAUUUCAAUGGAUAGGAUCCCGCAUGUGACUGAAGUCUCAGAACCGGACCGCUGAUGGCACAGCAUGAUAGUGCUCGUCAAGAGGAGUCGAUCGGCACCACUUUGGUAUGAAAUGGAGGGGGUUUAACCCCUAAACAACAAGGUU
This is a messenger RNA of Chlamydomonas reinhardtii, 1952 nucleotides long. RefSeq lists its product as uncharacterized. The record is from RefSeq and is a predicted model, not a curated record. NCBI's taxonomy places the organism in Eukaryota, Viridiplantae, Chlorophyta, Chlorophyceae, Chlamydomonadales, Chlamydomonadaceae. Bases 54 to 1043 code for a protein of 329 amino acids. The transcript is spliced from 2 exons.